GGGCGGGAAGAGCGAACCAAGCUGACUGUGGAAGCUUCAGUGAUCGAAUUGGCCGCACAUUUCUUCUAAUUUCCUCUGCAGUUGGGAGUUUACAUAUUUAAAUGCUAGACGGGACACUGCGAGGUCUAGUGCACAGGUUAUAAGCGGUCCAUUUAGGAACAUUAACGGGAUUUUUGUUAGUACAGGGCAGAUGGAGGAUCCUCCUGCAGAUUCUGGCGGUGGUGACGGCGGUGCAGCAGCUGAGGGCCCCGUGGUGCAGGUGGCAGAUAUCUGCUGGCCAACCGGGGCUCUCCCUCUGCGACUUCUGGAGUGGAAAGUCAAACCCGGGGCUCUUGUUAAUGUGGACUCUGUGCUUGCACUGUGUGCCCCCAUACCUCAGGAGAGGGGGUCAGAGGCUCCCAGGCUGCCUGAGAAGAAGGUGAAAUCGGACCGAGCUGGAGUAGUUAAGGAGCUAUGUUGUCAACUUGGACAAGUCAUACACCCGGGGGGUGUGAUCAUCAGAAUCGAGGAAUGCAACCAUCCUAUUGUCAUGAAGGGUUUAUGUGCUGAAUGUGGUCAGGAUCUGACUCAGCUGCAGAGCACAAAUGGGAACCAGCAAACUCUCAUCUCCACGGCAACAGUCUCCAUGGUGCACAGUGUCCCUGAGCUCAUGGUCAGCUCAGAGCAAGCUGAACAGCUCGGCCGAGAAGACCAGCAGAGACUCCAUCGAAACAAAAAGCUGGUCCUGAUGGUGGACCUUGACCAGACUCUUAUCCACACUACUGAACAGCACUGCCAACGAAUGUCAAACAAGGGCAUUUUCCACUUUCAGUUGGGGCGAGGAGAACCAAUGCUUCAUACACGACUACGCCCACACUGCAAGGAAUUCUUGGAGAAAAUUGCCAAACUCUAUGAGUUACACGUCUUCACAUUUGGGAGCCGCCUUUACGCACACACCAUUGCUGGUUUUCUGGACCCAGAAAAGAAGCUUUUCUCUCAUCGGAUUCUUUCAAGAGAUGAAUGCAUUGAUCCUUUCUCCAAGACAGGAAAUCUAAGGAAUCUUUUCCCCUGCGGAGACUCAAUGGUCUGCAUAAUUGACGACCGUGAAGAUGUGUGGAAGUUUGCACCAAAUCUCAUCACUGUGAAGAAAUACAUUUACUUCCAGGGCACAGGAGACAUCAACGCUCCCCCUGGAUCACGAGAAGCUCAGAUGGCAAAGAAAGGAGGCCCGUCAAGUCGGUCAGCAGAGAGCACAGAGCCUGGGGGGACCCUUGGUCCUGAUGAGCUGAGCAAUGGCCCCAGGAAAAGGGCUAAAGACCAAAACAUUUCAGAAAAGGAAGAGUCCACAACAUCACAGCCUUCUCAGGGACUUUCCACAAAUGAACGGACACAUCCCACAGGGGUCGUUGCAGAUGAAUCAGGUAAAGGGUCAGAAACUGAAGCAGAGUCUGGGCUGGGGUCAAAGGACUCUCUGGUAGAUGACAGAACAAAUGUUAAGGAUGAAGAAAGUAACAAAACACCAUCGACAGGAGAGGCACAAGGCGGUGCACACUCAUCAGUACCAAGCCACGACUCCAAUAAUUUGGACUUUGACCUUUCCAGUGACAGUGAUAAUGACUCUCUUACAGAAAAGCCGCCCUCUUUAGAGAGUGAUAGUGAAAUCAAGUCGACAAAAUCUGGACAGGAGGGAGUCAUGCAAGAAUCUGGUGAUGGUGCUGGUGUGAAGGAAGCAGACAGUAAAGAUGGCUGUGAGGGAGAAAACAGCAGUGACAUAGCAGAGCAGUCGGGAGUUCUUCUCCCUGACCCUGAGCUGGGAAACGGCUGCCCAGACCGGAGAGAACCGGAAACAGAAUCCCAGAAUAGCGAACAAUCUGGGGUCACAAUGGGGGAGGAGUUGCUGGACCAGAGUAUGGAAGAUGAAGAGGAGGAGGAAGAGGUCGAUACUGACCAAGAUGAUCACCUGAUCUACCUUGAGGAAGUGCUGGAAAGGAUCCAUGCAGAGUACUACGCACGAUACCAGGCCUACCUGAAGAAGGAGGCAUCUGAAACACCAGAUAUCCGUAAGAUUGUCCCAGAGCUGAAAAGCAAGACACUGGAGGGCACAAUGAUAGUGUUCAGCGGCCUGUACCCGACAAACUACCCCAUGGAGAGGACUCGGGAGUUUUACCAUGCCAAAGCACUUGGGGCUAAAAUAGGCAAGAAUCUGGUUCUUAGCUCCAAAGAUCCAAGUCGGACAACGCAUCUCAUCGCAGCAAGAGCUGGCACAGAGAAGGUCCGCCAAGCACAAGGCUGCAAGCAUCUCCAUGUAGUCAACCCUGACUGGCUGUGGAGCUGUCUGGAGCGCUGGGAGAGGGUGGAGGAGCAGCUGUACCCCCUCAAAGAGGACUAUUCCAGAACACCAAGGAGUAAUAGUCCAGCAGCAUUUUCUGAUAAUCCCGGCUUCCUGCAGAAGCCUGUUUUCCAACCCUCAGCCAUUCAUCAAAGACCUCCAGCUCCAGCCCCUGAGGUCCGAACCUAUGACCCUGUAACCGGGAAGUUGAUCCGCAGGGGCCCUCAGGUGUCACGGUUAUCACCCUACCUCCAAACAUCAGGGUCUUUGUUGCUCUCUGAUCAAAGGGAGCAGUCUUGUCUCAGGGGAACUUCACAGAGUCAGCAAGAUGACACAGCAGGACCCAGCCAAGACGACGAGCAGCCGGGACCGUCACGUCGGAAACGACAGCCGAGCAUGUCAGAAACUAUGCCUCUGUACACUCUGUGCAAAGAAGACCUAGAGAGCAUGGACAAAGAGGUGGACGACAUCUUAGGCGAGGAGAGCGACAAUGAAAGUGAGGGCAAAGGGAAGGAGAAGCCAGGCAAUGAGGAGGUGGAUGAAGAAGAGGAGCAGCAGCGGCAGCCAGGAGUUGGAGAGAUAGCAGGAAGAGGGCCCGAUCCUAAGGUGCUGGGCAUGGAGGAAAGCAUGCAGACACAGUUUCCGGCCAGACUGCAGGACAGUGUUCCAAGGGGCCACAAACGCAAGCUUGAUGACUCCAGGGAGGAGGAGGACGAUGACAGGAAAGAGGUAGCAGUGGAAUCUGCUGAUGAGUCUUCUAGAGACUCCAACGAGGAAGAGGGUGGCAGCAGCUCGGAGGCAGAUGAGAUGGCAGCCGCCUUGGAGGCAGAAUUAAAUGACUUCAUGUGACAUAGAAGAAGAAGAAGAAGAAGGAAGAAGAAGAAGGAAGAAGAAGGAAGAAGAAGAAGAAGAAGAAGAAGAAGAAGAAGAAGAAGAAGAAGAAGGGACUCGGUCAUAGAGAUGAGUCCCAGUCACCCGAGCAAAUGGUACAUGAAGAUCCUAUUUUUCUGGUUCCGUGUCUGUGUGAGUUGGGUGUAUGAGCCAUGAGUGUGUGUUGUGAUAAAAAUGAAUGUCCUGUACAGAUUUAACUUUGUCGCUGUGUAAAUAAAGGUUUAAUUUUUUUGUAGCAUUGAUAUUUGGCCUUUUUGGCUUAAAACAGUUUGACAUUAACAUUUUAUUGUAAAAUAACAAAAACCACAGGAGACAUGGAAUUUGAUACUCUUUUGUUUUACUUUUUUCUAUUUCAAUUUUUUAUAUUGAUGAGAUGAAGCUUAAUGAAAUUUUUGUGGUCGUACAUGCCAAAGAGUUUGGAAAAGGUAUGCCAAGGCGUGUAGCUAAUUGUUUUACUCUGGACUUCCAGUUUUACUUUUCUUUUGACCUGAGCAGUUUUUUCAGGUCAUAAAUGCAACCAGCGGAUCUAGACGUUUGAAUGUGAUUUUUCAAGUCAUUUAUUCUCCUCAUGGUGUUUGUACUUUUGAUAACAUAAGAUUCUGAUUCUGUUGGAACCAGCCCCUUGAUGCACUAUCACCUGAACUGAACCCAACAUAAAUCAAAGUUUGUCUUUUUUAUGUGUUUAAUAAGUGUUAGCUUACAUUUACCCUUGUCAGCCUAGUUUUACUUUCUGUUUUAUACAAUUCAAAACAGCAGGCACUCUCACAAGGUCACAACCAAUGUUCACUGCAGUUUCUAACUUGUAAAGACAUUAUUCACUCAGAAAUGUGUAUUGCUGUGUUGCACACAGAUAAUUGUUUUUGGCCCCAUUUGUGAAGCAAAGAUUGAAUACAUUUCUACCUCCAACCCAAGCAUGGUAUGGAGGGACCAGCAGGUUUCAGAAGAAAAAAACUGAUGGGGCAAUCGUUGGAAAUGGAAUAAAAGGGGUUGCAGAGUGUAACAUCUCUCUCAAGAAUAAUUGUUUUCAUGUUCACAGCCUGCACCUUUUAGCGCUGGCAGCAGCUUCAGAGAGCUUUUCACCAGCAUUUAUUGUUAGGUUACAAAAGAUGACUUCUGCUUUCCUCUGUAUUAUCUAAAAAAGCCUGGCCUAGACUAAAAGAUUUUUAAAAUCCUAACUGAUUUUAUACAUGCAAAACCCCACAAAUGGUGGCAAAUGACAGAUUUAACCAUUUUGAUUUAUAGUGUGUCCAUUUAAGAAGAUGACCACAACAAUACGCCAUACACUAACAAAUUUAUUCCCUAUCAACCAGAGUCUCCACUCUAGAAACUCCAAAUUUUGCGAAGUAGGUGUCAGACUUAAUAACAACAAUCUAAAUGUGUCAUCAAGUUGGUCUUCCAUUUCUGACAUCCAUCAAACUAAAUGCUUCAGUUUUACCAUCAUUGUCAUGGCUGUGUUCGUUGUGCUUCCUCCUUCUGUCAGCUUACAUCCUGAUUGGCUGUUACAAUUUAAAAAAUCCUGCCCAUGGCUUCUUGAAUAUCUUUUGUGUUCCCCUAUUUAAUAGGUUUCUGAUUGUAAAUAUUUAACUUCAAUAAGUAGAUCUCAAAUUGGAGCAUUUCCAAUCAGAUUGGAGAGGGUAAAAACACUUUAAAUACACCACAGGAAAUUCUGGCAAGAAAAUCUUUAAAACCAUCCAAUAAUCAGGUCUUUGCUGACUUUGGUUGUAAGGGAGAAAUCAGGCCAAAAAUUAGCAUGAUUAUCUAGUAGUGUGUGUCGGGCUUAAUGUUUCUAAAAAGCUCUGCAUGCUGAAUAUUUCCUUUACUCAAGGACAUGUCACCAAGGAAACUAUUUGUCUUGACCUGGCUUUAGCAGCAGCUGAAGAUCUGGAAAUUUAAAUCCUGGACAAGAUGUGUCAGAUUAGUCUCACCUCUGCUGUUGUUGACAAAGCCAGUAUCAUAAGUCCUGUCCCUUCGUGAUUUUACGCGGUCAUUGAGGGAGAAUUGGCAUAGGUGAGGGGGACACUGUCUUAGAAGUUAAACUAUUUUCAACUUAGAGCACAGUGAGUGCAGAAAAAAAUUGCUCACCUGAUGCUGAGAACACUGAUAGCUGAAAAAACAUUGUACAACAUUAGCUUUGUAUUAAGAUGAGUGCUGCCAGCACCAAAAGAAAUGGCUAUGGACACAAGCCCUUAUUUCAGGGUACUGUUAUGAAUGCUGUCAACAAUUUAGAACAAUUCAUGGGCAGAAAGUUUCCUGUGGAAAGCAGCAGCCUACAAGGAUUUUUAAGAAUAACAUGGGCAUUUAUUGGGAAGAGAAGAACCUGAGCAAAAAAGAUUUUUUUUUAACCUGCCUGUCAAAAAUAAUGAAUGCCUCAUAGUCAAAAGUAGUCAUAACAGCGGAGGGUUCACCAGCAUCGAAUCUGUUUGUUGCUCUUUGGUUCUUACCAGCGUGUUUGCAGAACAUAACUACUCUGUGUGCGCUUCAUUCACAUCACACUUUACGGGAUUUCAUUUUUUAAGAUCAAAUGCCUCAAUAUCACUGUCUUUUUGAACCACUGUCAUGCAAAGUUGCCUAGUGUGACUCAUAGAGUACAUAGUGUCAAGGUUGCUUUCAUUCUGCUUGUAUAAAUGUUUUCCUAUCUAUUAAGAGUGAAACCCACAGCACUGAGUUUUUGUUUCUGUCUCUACUUCACAAGUGGGAAAUCUGUAAUAUGCAUUUAGUCUAUAGAAGUAAAAAAGUGUCCAGAGGCAGAGAUGUCUGGGUCUCUGCUGGAUAAAUUAUUUACCCUCACCUUCACCUAAAACACCCAACAAAACAUUAAGAUGUUCCUUUCACAGUACGAGUUGUUUUGUUUGUGUUGGUGGUGGUGAUAUUUUAUUAAAAAUUUCUGUGAAACAGCUGACAUGUAAAGUAUUUGUAAAGUCUAUUUCCUACUUGACCC
Messenger RNA from Cheilinus undulatus (humphead wrasse), 6137 nucleotides. It is a transcript of the gene ctdp1, whose product is annotated as CTD (carboxy-terminal domain, RNA polymerase II, polypeptide A) phosphatase, subunit 1. The transcript is spliced from 13 exons. The record is from RefSeq and is a predicted model, not a curated record. NCBI's taxonomy places the organism in Eukaryota, Metazoa, Chordata, Actinopteri, Labriformes, Labridae. Gene Ontology annotation, cellular component: nucleus. Gene Ontology annotation, molecular function: RNA polymerase II CTD heptapeptide repeat phosphatase activity. Bases 191 to 3157 code for a protein of 988 amino acids.